Molecule: messenger RNA, 5523 nt
Organism: Galleria mellonella (greater wax moth)
Lineage: Eukaryota; Metazoa; Arthropoda; Insecta; Lepidoptera; Pyralidae
Product: xylulose kinase
Exons: 11
Coding region: 143-1744 (533 amino acids)
Biological process (GO): D-xylose metabolic process; xylulose metabolic process
Cellular component (GO): cytosol
Molecular function (GO): D-xylulokinase activity
Source: RefSeq, a predicted model, not a curated record
AUCGCGCCCGAGUUACAAUAAUAAUUUCAUAAAUUCUAUGUAUGACGGCAUUUAGUCACGAAACGUUCAAAGUUACUGUCUCCGGAACGUACACGGAGUGUCAUUGGCCGCGCGCUGUCAAAAUAUUUAGAAAAAAAAAGAAAUGACUGACGAAACAAGGAAGAAAACUUUUUUAGGAUUUGAUUUUAGUACGCAAAGGUUGAAAGCAUUAGUAAUUGGUGAGGAUUAUGGAGUAUUACAUGAAGCCAAUGUUGAAUUUGAUUCAGAUCUCCCUGAGUUCAGGACAGCUGGGGGUGUGCUGCGGGGUCAGCAGCGGGGCGAGGUCACGGCCCCACCACUGUUAUGGGUGAAGGCCCUCGAUAUGGUGAUGGACAUGCUUGUUGUGGCUGGUGUUGACUUCUCCACAAUCGAGGCACUCUCGGGCGCUGCACAGCAACACGGCUCGGUGUGGUGGUCCAAGGACUGCGAGUCUAAACUGGCCAGUUUGUCCCCCGACGAGUUCCUGCACACGCAGUUAGCGACCGCAUUCGUGACGAACUCUCCUGUCUGGAUGGACUCCAGCACCACCGCCGACUGCAGGGCUCUCGAGGAGGCGGUCGGUGGUCCCGAGGAGUUGGCCAGGAUAACGGGCUCGACGGCAUACGAGCGGUUCACGGGCCCGCAGAUCCGCAAAAUGUACCGCAGCAGGGAGCGUGCGUACCGCGCGGCCGCCAGGAUCUCCCUCGUGUCGUCGUUCGCGUGCUCCUUGUUCCUGGGCCGCGUGGCGCCCAUCGACUACUCCGACGGCUCCGGCAUGAAUCUACUGGAUAUACACAGCAAGAAGUGGGACGAGAAGGCUUUGAAGGCUUGCGGUGACGAGACACUGGAAAGCAAGCUGGGCAGUCCGGUUCCGACCGCCAGCGUCCUCGGCACCAUAUCGCCAUACUUCGUGCAGCGCUACGGCUUCCGACCAGACUGUCGAGUCGUCGCCUUCACCGGGGACAAUAACUCGGCCCUCGCUGGACUGCGGCUCCGCGCUGGCUGGGUGGGCCUGAGUCUGGGCACCAGCGACACGCUGCUGUGCGGGCUGUCGCGGCCGGCGGCGCCGCCGGCGGGCCACGUGCUGGUGGGGCCGACGCCCGCGGCGCCGUACAUGGCGCUGCUGUGCUUCGCCAACGGCUCCCUCACGCGGCAGAACCACCGCGACCGCCUCGCCGGGCCCAGCUGGGACGCCUUCAACGACCUGCUCCGGAGUACUGUCCGUGGAAACAUGGGCUAUAUGGGUAUCUACCUGGACACGGCGGAGAUAACGCCGCGCGUGCGAGCGGGACGGCACGAGGAGGACGCGGCGGGGCGGGCGGGACGGGCGGCGCGGCUGCCGGGCGCCGCGUACGAGGCGCGUGCGCUGCUCGAGGGACAGGCGCUCGGCCGCCGCCUGCACGCCGCCGACGCGGGGCUCGCGCUCGAUUCGUCAUCGCGCGUGGUGGCCACCGGCGGCGCGUCUGUCAACAAGGAACUACUGCAGAUAUUCGCGGACGUGUUCAACACGCCUGUUUACGUACAGAACGAGCACGCGAACGCGGCGCUACUCGGCGCGGCGAUACGGGCGGCGGACGUGUGGAGCGCCGACACUGGCAUCAAAUUGUCAGGUUCAGAGCCAUCAGUGUCACCGGUGGCUACUCCAUACCCAGACCACGACCAGAUAUACAAACCUAUGAUGGCCCGCUACAGGCAGAUGAUAGCAACCUUUCCCAAACUCGAGUGAUGUGCUGGCAUCCGGGGAACUAAAAUACCCACUCUAAGCCAAUCAUAUUAUGGUUCAUUUCCUAUACCCAUGUAGCCUUUAAUAAACAACACGUUGUAAAAACAUAAUAUUAACACUUUCAUCUGUCGGGUUAUACUAAAUGAAUCAUAAUUUGAUUCAAGUAAAGGUGCUAUUUUAAUCGACUCGGUACAGCACUAGUUUCACUCGCUAGCUCGCUUUAAAUAAUUUUAAAACACUAGCAUUUCCGUGUUGCAUUUUUACGCUUCAUAGAUAUAGUUUUAUGUAAUGCAAGACGUGUUACCAUUGAUCAGAGCGUUUUUUCUCAUUGUGCAAAUUUCUAAUGGUAUUUUGAUAUUGCACAUAUGUCUUCCCACAUAAUUGUAUUUAAGCAAGCCAAGUCAAUAAAGAACUAUUUAUGGGUGCGCCCAAGAAAAUAUAUUAACCCUUAAAAGCCUGAUUUUUUUAAUUAAAAAAUAUGUAAGUGUACCCUUUACUGUGUUUACUAAUGGGGAAAAAUAGUAAAAAAAAAAUCAAAACGAUAUUUUUAUAUAUUUAUUUUGAAAAAACAUUUGGUAUCAUUUUUUACUACUUUAGGCAUUACGGUAUUUAAAUUUAAAAUAUUUAAAUUUAUUUAACAAUAAAACAAUGCAAACUUCGGUAUCAAAUUCGAAACUUCAGGUAUUUAAGGGUUAAGUUGUCUAACUUAUAUACUCAUAGUUAAUUUAAAUUAAUAGCUUAAUUAAUUUAUUAAUUUAAUUAUAACAUUAACUAGAAUGAUAAACAGAAACUUCUAUUAAACUACUUUGAUCUGACACAAUACGAAUCUUGUUACCAUUUUUAGGGAAAUUGUUCUUUUAAAUUGAAAUUUAAACGACUUCAUAAGCAACAGUCUCAUAAUGAUUUGAAAAAAAAACAUGUGAUUGCAAUAACUAAUUUACACUUUAUUAAGUAAACAAGUACAGGUGCAAAGUCACAUAAAAUUUUCUUUUUGUGCUGUUGAUUUUUUAUUGUUGUUGAUUGGUUGGAAACCCCAAAUAAAUGGAGAUGAUAGCCAAGAGAAAGAAGAAGGAGGGAGACUUUGUACAAAAGUCAAUUGCUUGGGUACCUCUGUCCCAUUCGUGUUUCUACCGUAAAACAGUUGUGUUUGCAUAGCUGUGUUUCGGUUUGAAGGGUGGGAUAUGACGUGAAUUUACUGGGUACAGAGGAAUAACACCUGAGUUCUCAGGAAUGGCAACGCAUGGGGGGUAUCAUGGGCGAAACAGUAUACUCUGUUAUGUCCAUGGUACUGCUCAUGUCUAUAGGCGACGAUUACCACUUUCCAUCAGGUGGGCCGUCAGCUUGUUUGCCAUUCUGAGUUGUAUAGAAGAAAAAGAAGAUGUUGAUUGUUAACUCAUUCUGUGUAGAUGAAACUUAAUAAAAAAUAGAUAUUUGGUACUUGUAUACACUUGGUGAUUGGACACAACACUUGAUAUUUUGUCACUUAGUGAUUUUACUAAUCACUUAACACCUGCACUUGCUACUUAACAAAGUAUAACGGUACACUGCUGCCCGUCCGUCCGUCCGUCCGGCCUGUGUAUGGAUUAGACUGGCUUGUUUGUUAUAGAAGUUAUGAGGUAAUUAUGUGAUGUUUAUUUUUAUAUAUUAUUAUAGAAUAUAUUACAUUAACGGCGACAUUAUUUCGUCGUUUAUGAGUGAAAAUAUACGAAAAUGUUAAUUUUAAAUGGUAUGAAAAUAAAUGGAAUAAAAUUUUGAAAUCUAAGGUAGAAUAAUAAUUUUAAAUGACCACUAAAAUUUAUUGUAGCAUUAUUUUAUUUAACCCUUUGCACUCCAGCCUAGUAAUUCAUAGUGGAUUCCAAUAACUUAUUAACUUAUCAAUAAUUUAUUAUACUGUAAACGAAAUAAACAUAUUAUAAACAGAGAGGAUUUCGCUUACCCAAGUGUUAAGUGCGCUGAGUCAGUAAAACAAGCGUGUCGCUGUAGCCGCGACAGUGGAUUUAAUGUUAGUAUUUUAAUGUCGCAAAUACGGCGACGACGGAGUGCAAAGGGUUAAUAUAUCAAUCAAGGGCUUCUCUUUGCCCGCCAUAUGAUGUGUGGACGGGCGAGGUAAGGACCUCGGGGCGUACCCCAUUACCCCGGCUUCUACUCCGGAGGCGACGACCUCCGGGUCGCUGGAUUUGCAGCCAACUUACACUGUUGGUCUGUGUAUGCCGGCGUGGUGUCUUAUUUAAUAUACCGCUAAAAUAUUUUAAGUUUUUUUUUUAAACUAUAGAUGGCGCUGUAACUCUCAAAUGCGUUAUGACUUCGUUUUUUCCUUUUCAAAAGUAUAAAAUACGGUUUCACUCAUAAACUACGAAAUAUGUAAAGCAAACAGGUGUCUCAUGUUGUGAUCUUACAUUCCACUAAUAUAGGGAUAUUUAAUUAUUUUUGGCCUUUUUCGCAGAUAGUUGAUGGACAUAAUACAUACAUAUGUAUAUACACAUGAAUGAACUCCACUCGUUUCUAUUUUUUUUUUUCAAAUGCACAAUAAUUUAAAAUAUGCUUAUCAUAUUUUAAUAUUAUUGGCAUGAUAUCCUACUUUGGGAGUGUGUAUUAUAUAUUAAUCACUCCACGCUAAAUCCCAAUCGUGAAUUUAAAUAUUCGUAAACAACACUAAAGUUUUAUCUAUCACGCCCUCUAGGCAAGUGGCAAGCGAAUUCGUCGAUGGAAUCGACAUCGCUGGCCAAUCCAUUAGGUAAAAUGAGAUAGCAACGUCGGGUAUCUCAUUCCAACUCAUGUUGAUUGUUAUCAUUAGUUCAUCGACUAUCUGAAUUACGAGCAGGCUGGUGUUGAUUUUAUUAUUGUUAAUGUUUAUAUAGAUGCAUGAUGUAUGUCCCGUCCGCUUAAUAAAUACAAUUAUUGUCACAGUCGAAUGACGAUAUGUUCAAAAUAUAAUUCGCUCAAAAGAAACGAUUAGAUCUGAUUGAACUAAAAUAUAUGUAAAAUGAUUAUUAGAUGAUUAAAUUGUACCUUAUAAAAUAUUACAUCUGAGAUUGUUAAGAAUGUAAAAUUAAAUUACAAACUUGUUGAGUUUUAAAUGAACUAAAAAGUAUAAAAGCAUAUAAUGUGAACAAUAUAUUACAUGUAUUGUAUGAAAAUUCUAUAUAAAUAGAUCUGAAAAUGUUCAAUUUUUUUUUAAAACAUGCUCAUUUUAUAACAAUGUUUAUAAAGUGUAGUUAUACACCUGAAGUAAUUGUGUGAAUAUAUCCAUAAGUUAUUUGCUAAUAUGUUUCUAAGACCCCUUUUUAGGUUUCUCUCGUUAAUAUGCGUAAAACGCAAACGUAAUGAUAUCAUGUUUGAACAAAUUUUAAAAUGAGCAUUGUUUAAGAAUAAAAUGUAUCCCUGUAAUGUAUUUACUACGAUAUUGCUGCGAUUUUCAUCACAGUUCGUAAGUUUAAUGUAAUUUCUGUUUUGUCAACGUAGCCUUCAGUCAAUCCAUUUAUUCGUGUGAAAUGAAACGUAGCUAUACUAAUUUUUUUUUUUUUUAAUUAAAAUACGCGCAAUUAAUAUAUUUUCGAUCCAAAGUUGCUCUACAAUUUCAUAUAACGAUAUUUAUUACUUUAUUUACCUUUGUUAUGUUAUUAACUUUUCCUUUUUUUGCAAUAAUUUUUGUGCAAUAUUGUAUGUAGAUUUAGAUUUAUUACAUUCCAAUGCAGAGGCCUUAUAUACAUUUAAUCGUAUAUAUAUACUAAUGUAAUAGAGCUUUUUUAUUUACAUUUUACACGUUUUUAUAAAAUGUUAAC